Molecule: messenger RNA, 1229 nt
Organism: Eruca vesicaria subsp. sativa (arugula)
Lineage: Eukaryota; Viridiplantae; Streptophyta; Magnoliopsida; Brassicales; Brassicaceae
Source: the annotation of a GenBank genome assembly
CUCACUGUUUGUGUCUCUAUCCCGAAGAAAUAAAGAAUCAAUAGGUUUUCUUCAACAGCAAAAUAUAUAGGAAAUUUUGAAAUAAAUCGUGACAAUUUAAAAUAAAAGUUAAGCACUAACCAUAAAGAAUGGCAAAGAAGAGAGAUAGCGAAGCUUCUAAAUUUCUCAAACAAGGAAAAUAAAAUUGGAAAUAAUUUAUAUAGAAAUAUGGAAAAAGAAGCAAUAGUCUUUUCAGCAUCAAGAAGAGAGAACAUACACAUAAUAAACUUCGUUGAAAAGAAUAAUAAGCUUCUUUUCCUUGAUGGAUGAUGAUGAUUAUGAUCAUGAUCACAAUGGAUCCACUAUCUCCAUAAACUAAUCCCUUGUAGAAUUAUGUAUAUAUAGCCCCAUUGCGAUCUUCUUGUAUUCAUACAAACCUUAACUGUCCUCUUCUUCAUUUCUAGUUCUCGUAACAUAAAAAGAAUCACCAAGAGAAUCUGCUUCACAAGUUAUUAAAGUAUACGCUUUGACAAUUAUUAAUGGAAGGUAAAGGACGAGUGGGAUCAUCAACUUCUUCUUUAACCGCCGAAAUCUUUGGCUUCAAAGAUCCUUCACCGCCAUCUUCUUCCUCUGGAAUCUUCUCUUCCAUUUUCCCUCAUCCCUCCAAGGGCGUUGCUAGAGAUGGUCCAAGCUCCAAGCAUGGCUCACAAGCUCAACGUAGAGACUCUUCCACUGGGCAAGAAGACAGAGUUGAGCCAUGUCAUCUAAGCUCUUCUCUUUACUACGGUGGUCAAGAUGUAUACUCUCGAUCCACCACUAACCAAACUUACCCUACAGUAAAAAACGAGCGUCCUAGAACUCGAGAAGACGACGCUAGUGGACAUAACUCCCAAGAUGUUUCAAGAGGAAACUGGUGGCAAGGUUCUCUUUACUACUGAAGAACCAGUUCCUUAAGUUUCUUUGUAAAUCUCUCCACAAAUCCAUGAAGUUCAAGCGAAGUACUUUUUAUUUACCGAACCAAGGCUUUGUAUAAAUAAGUUUAUGCAGAAAACUGAUAUUUUAUUAGGAAGAUCAAAAAUUAAUAUUGAAAAGAUCUCCCAGUAAAAAUGUCUUGGAUAGAUUUGUCGUACAUGUUCUAAUCAACUGUAUCAAUAUGUACUCUGCUUUUCUAAUGAAAUCCUAUAUCAAAAAUUUAAAUAGACUGACACUAAUAUAUAAAGAAUAUUCAAUUACUUUCAAAUCAAUUCAAU